Messenger RNA from Didymella exigua CBS 183.55, 600 nucleotides. RefSeq names its product 40S ribosomal protein S8. Lineage: Eukaryota; Fungi; Ascomycota; Dothideomycetes; Pleosporales; Didymellaceae. Gene Ontology annotation, biological process: translation. Gene Ontology annotation, cellular component: ribosome; mitochondrion. Bases 1 to 600 code for a protein of 199 amino acids. The record is from RefSeq and is a predicted model, not a curated record. The transcript has a single exon. Gene Ontology annotation, molecular function: structural constituent of ribosome.
AUGUCUCUCGUCAACCUGGCACACGUGUGCUCGCAUCUGCAAAACGCCUCCAAAGCCCGCCUCGGCCUCACAUCGAUCCCCGUCUCGAAGAUGCACGUGAACCUCGUUCUCGGGCUGCAGCGCGAGGGCUUCCUCUCCUCGGUGACGCUCGGCGGCGUCUCGCCGCCCAAGCCGUUCCUGCUGCAGACACAGCCCGACCCGGCAGAGCUGGAGAACAUGGCGCAGCGCCUCAAAGCGGAGCCCUGGCAAGCGUUCAACGUCGACGGCGGCGAGCACACGGAGGCGGACCUGGGCAAGGAGAAGAUUGAGCACGUCAGCGUGCCGCAGAACCCUGCGCGGCGUCGCCUGUGGCUCGGCCUGAAGUAUUGGAGCAACGAGCCUGUGCUGAAGAACAUGAAGCUGAUCUCCAAGCCCACGCGACGGAUAUGGCUCACAUCACAGGACCUGGCCAAGAUCACACGGACGCGAGAGUCGAGCUAUGUAAAGGGCCUGACACAUCCGGGAGAGUGCAUGUUCCUCACCACCGACCGGGGAAUUCUGGAGGCGCGUGAGUGCGUCGAGAGGCAGCUGGGCGGUAUGGCCUUGUGCAGGGUGUGGUAG